Hyposmocoma kahamanoa is the source of this 618-nucleotide messenger RNA. RefSeq names its product protein GVQW3-like. Lineage: Eukaryota; Metazoa; Arthropoda; Insecta; Lepidoptera; Cosmopterigidae. The transcript has a single exon. Gene Ontology annotation, molecular function: nucleic acid binding. The record is from RefSeq and is a predicted model, not a curated record. The coding region runs from base 1 to 618 and encodes 205 amino acids.
AUGACGGAUCCGUUAGAACAGAGGUACGCAGUGAAAUUUUGUGUUCUACUCGGCAAAAAUACUGUGGAAACCAACGAGAUGAUUAAACAGGCCUUCAAGGACAAAGCCUUGUCCGAAUCCUCGGUCAGGAAGUGGCACAAGAUGUUCCGUGACGGAAGGGAAGAGGUGACCGACGAAGCCCGCUCUGGUCGUCCUUCAACAUCGCGGACCGACGAGAACGUUGACCGUGUGCGUCAGCUUCUCAACGAGGAUCGUCGUCAAGGAGUGCGGUUGAUAGCACAGACCCUCAACAUCGCCAAGUCGACCGUGCAUCGCAUCGUGACCGAGGAGUUGCACAUUGCCUUCUUUGUUAGCAAGUAUCUGGCCAAAGCAGGAGUCCCGCUGGUCCCGCAGCCUCCCUACAGUCCUGACGUCGCCCCGGCAGACUUCUUCUUGUUUCCCAGCAUCAAGUCGAAGCUCAAAGGCAAGCAUUGGGGCACAAUUAAGGACAUCCAAGAAGCUACGACGAGGGCGCUAAAGGACCUACCCGUUGACGUCUUCCAGGGGGCCUUCCGGGCAUGGAAAACUCGCCUACAAAAGUGCAUCGAUGCUGAAGGGUGUUAUUUUGAAGAGUACUAA